This is a messenger RNA of Rotaria sordida, 924 nucleotides long. Lineage: Eukaryota; Metazoa; Rotifera; Eurotatoria; Philodinida; Philodinidae. The record is from the annotation of a GenBank genome assembly.
AUGCAUUUUAUCAAAAAAACGGAGAAAAAGUUUAAAUCAUUAUUAAAAAUUCGUCGUAGUAAUCAUCAGGAAUUACUCGAAAAUCUACGUGUAGAAGAAGCAAGUCAAUUCUAUUUUGCAUGUAGGAAUGGAGAUAUCGAUACAGUCAAACAAAUAUUACCUACUGUUCCUUAUGAUCAAUUGAAUCAAUUGGAGCCUAAUGGUAGUACUGCUCUUCAUGUUGCAACAUGUUUUGGUUAUGUAGAUAUUGUUCGUUUACUUCUACAUGAAUAUGGUUGUCAACGAAAUCUACAAGAUCGUCAUGGUUUCACGGCAUAUGAAAAAGUACAAACAGAUGAAAUGCGACAACUCUAUGAUCGACCGUCAAAUGAAAAUCGAUUUAAUGACGAUUCAAUGGAUAUCAAACAAAUAUUUGAAAUACUUUCAUCAUCAAUAAAUAAAAUUAUAAUCGGCGAUCGUGAUGACGACGAUGAUGUUGCCAAACCCAAUAAACGGUAUCUUAUCGAUUAUGAAACAAAUGAAGAAGUCAAAAACCAAUUAGAUAACAUCAAUAGUGCUAAAAUAUUCUUUCAAUCGCGAAUCGGACGAUAUAUAAUGGGACAAAGAAUGAAAUUAAAACUUGGAAAAAAAGAUGACUAUGAUGAAGAAGAAUAUGCUUAUGUUACAAGUGAAAAAUUUCGACAAGAAUCUUUGCAAAAAAUCUUGGAUGAAUAUGUUACUUCAAAUCAUCUUGACUAUCAAUAUUGGGUAGGUACAAUUGAAUCUCUAUUGAAACUCUAUACAUUGGAAACACCAUUUUAUCGUAAAUUAUUGUUAUGGCCAAGUCCAUUAAAAUUUCCACUCUUAAUGCAUUUAUCAGAUUUAAAACAACGUUAUUAUCCAGAAUAUUUCUAUCGUGGUGUUCAAUUGACUCAACAUGAAUAA